GGAACUUGGAAGGGCUGCUGUUCUCGGCCCUUUUAAAAAGAGCAGCAGCGGCAGAGGCAAAGCGGACUCAAAAAGCUUGGGGUUUCGUAAUUUCGUAGCGUUGCUUUCAUGGCGACCUUUGUUUCUCUGAGCUUCUCCGUUCCACAGCCCACUCUCAAGGAAAUCCCACCACGGAAACUAUCUGAAGUUACGGUAGUUUCAAGCCGAGCUGGAACAGCUUCGAAGCUUGUCCUAUCCUGUUGCUCAAAUAUAUCCAUAUCUAUGAAUUGGAAAAACUGCCAUCCUGUACGGUUAACUCCAAGACCUUUUUGGGGCAUAGUUUCUUCUAGUUCCAGGGCUAUGGUAUUAUUAUCUGGCUACUGGGUAGGACCUGAUGUUGAUGAUGGAUGGGGAUAUAUAGAAGCUUUUAUUGAUCGGAUUACUUAACUAUUCAAACUUUAAAUUCCAUUUCAUGACUUUCUUCUGCUUACUGUGCCUAAUCUUAGUCGAAUCAUUGUAUGCAUUAGUCAUUUGCUUUCACCAAAUGUCUGAAACUGCUCUGUUAGUGAAAUUUUUAUCUUCUUUGACCUGGGAAGAUAAGGUAAGUAA
Molecule: messenger RNA, 588 nt
Organism: Benincasa hispida (wax gourd)
Lineage: Eukaryota; Viridiplantae; Streptophyta; Magnoliopsida; Cucurbitales; Cucurbitaceae
Source: RefSeq, a predicted model, not a curated record